Molecule: messenger RNA, 3189 nt
Organism: Anolis carolinensis (green anole)
Lineage: Eukaryota; Metazoa; Chordata; Lepidosauria; Squamata; Anolidae
Gene: plbd1
Product: phospholipase B domain containing 1
Exons: 11
Coding region: 417-1991 (524 amino acids)
Molecular function (GO): glycerophospholipase activity
Source: RefSeq, a predicted model, not a curated record
CUCCCUGAGUCGUCUCGGGGAGAUAGGGCGAGUUACAAAUAAAGUCUUAUUAAGCAGGCACAUACAGUAUUUUACCCAGUAUGAAGGAAAGUUGUACCUAUUUUAUGUUUAUGAUUUAUCAUAGUUGUUUGUAAAUCCUCAAGUUUGGUAAGGAAGGCUACCAAACAGAAUUGAUUUACUCAUGUGUGUGUGUGUGUGUGUGUGUGUGUAUAUAUAUAUUUAUAUUUAUAUUUCAGAGCAAAAGAGUAAAAUGUAUGUGUCAAUCAGUAACAUGUUUUUGUGGUCUAGCAAUUAUUGUGGGUAAAUUUGCAGAUCCUAAAAUAAAAGGAACAGUACUGGUUUCUUUUCCUCAUUUUCUGGUUCCGUUCAGCUGUGGCACGAGAAAAGCAAUGGCAGGAGUUUGGAUAUAAAUCAGUAUGAUUGGGAGAAAAAUCUUCUAUAUUCAGUAUGCGACUGUAUAUUGGUCGAAAGCUGAAAAGUCCUUCCAGAUUAAAGAUGUAUUGGACAAGAAUGGUGAUGCUUAUGGCUACUACAAUGACAGUGUACAUUCCACAGGGUGGGGGAUUCUUGAGAUCAAAGCAGGAUAUGGUAGCCAUGCCCUUGGCAAUGAAGACCUCAUGUAUGCUGCAGGCUAUUUGGAGGGCUAUCUCACCGCUUCACAUAUGUGUGACCAUGUUGCAAACCUGUAUCCACAGCUGAUUAAAAAUGUCAUCGUUGAGAAAAAAGUUCAAGAUUUCAUGAGCAAACAAGAUCAGUGGACUAGACAACAAAUCAAAACCAAAAAGGACGAUCCAUUCUGGAGGCAUGCAGGGUAUAUUAUUGCCCAGUUGGAUGGCCUGUACAUGGGGACUGUGGAAUGGGCUAAACGAGAACAAAGAACACCUCUCAGUGCCUUUCAAGUUAGUUUUUUGAAUGCAGUUGGAGAUCUUCUUGACCUUAUUCCUGCCUUAUUCUCAGAUAAAGCAGUGGCCAUUGAUAGCAUAUUACCAAUAGGCAUCCAGCGAUACCAGGGGGAUAUGGGCCAUUGCUCAGCUCUGAUCAAGGUUCUUCCCGGAUAUGAGAAUGUCUACUUUGCUCAUUCUAGCUGGUUCACAUAUGCAGCCACUUUGAGAAUCUAUAAGCACUGGGAUUUCAAAAUUGAUGAUCCACAAACAAGCUCAGGCCGUGCCUCAUUUAGCAGUUAUCCAGGUUUUUUGGUGUCUCUAGAUGACUUUUAUAUACUUGGCAAUGGCUUGAUCAUGUUGCAGACCACCAACAGUGUUUAUAACCAAACUCUCCUGAGACAAAUUGUACCUGAGAGCCUCUUUGCCUGGCAGAGAGUCCGCAUUGCCAACAUGAUGGCAGAUUCUGGAAAGGCCUGGGGAGACAUCUUUAAAAAGGAAAAUUCUGGUACCUAUAAUAACCAGUACAUGGUCUUAGAUACAAAGAAGAUCAAAUUGCAAAGGAGCCUUGAUAAUGGAACUCUCUAUGUAAUUGAACAGAUUCCGAACCACGUGGAAUAUUCUGAUCAGACAGAUGUUCUCCGAAGAGGAUACUGGCCAUCCUACAAUGUCCCUUUCUAUGAAAAUAUUUAUAACAUGAGUGGAUAUGUUGAAUAUGUUAAAAAAUACGGAUUGGACUAUUCUUAUGAAAUGGCUCCCAGGGCAAAAAUCUUCCGACGGGACCAAGGAAAAGUUGUGGACAUUGAGACCAUGAAAUACAUCAUGAGAUACAACAACUACAAGAAGGAGCCCUAUGCAAGAAACAACCCUUGCAAUACCAUUUGCUGUCGAGCAGAUUUGAACCUCAAGACUCCAGUUCCAGCUGGUUGUUAUGACACUAAGGUAGCAGACAUCAAUAUGGCUAUGAAGUUUACAUCCUAUGCCAUCAAUGGUCCACCUGUGGAGGAAGGUCUGCCCAUCUUCACCUGGAGCCGUUUCAACCAGACAAAACAUCAGGGCUUACCAGACUCAUAUAAUUUUGAUUUCAUCACUAUGAAGCCAGUAUUGUGAAACUACAAUCAGAAACUGAAUUGAAUGUGUGUUUGUGUGGGUGGGAGGGAAGGAGGGAGGGAGAUUUUCUCAUUAUGCUUUUACUGCUUACCAAAUAAAGUGUAACCCAAGAUCCCACCUUUGGUGCCUUAACUGGUGUUAUGUAGGCUGGGAGUAGGUGGAGAUACAAUGAAGUAACUUCACAAGAAAGCACAGCAGAAAUUAGAAAAUGGAAUACAGAUUGGCAGUAAAACAAUCCACUUUCUGUUGUGCUCUUUAAUCCUCUGUGCAACAGGGAAGGUAACUUGCCAUCCGUGGUGAAGUGUUUUAUAGACUGAGGAGAAAAUCUUUACUACUAUAAAGUUUGUAUUGGAAUACCUUUAACUCCCUUAAGGGAAUUGAAUUAUUUCCUACAACCAAUUUUAUAUGUAUGCAGUUGCUAUAGGCUCCUAAGUUCCCUGUGAGACUCUUUUUGCAUAUAGUGCACUGGUGCAGUGCUUCUUUUUCAGAUGGUGCCUCAACAUUACUGGCAUCAAUACUUUGGUUUCAGUUCACUAUCUUGAAACUUGAAGUUCUUGAAUGCUUUAAAAGAUAAGUAAUCCACCGGCUGUAAGAAGCUUUCUUUGCAUAUAUCACAGAAAGCAAGCAAACUUUUCAUCUAUAUUAAAAGUAGAUCAAAGCAAGUCUUGAUAUGUGGAGGGGAGUAUUUCCAACUCUUGCUACACAGUGAGUGAAAAAACCAAAAUUGGGGAAAAAUCACUUUAAAAUUCAAAGGUGAACAACUGAUGAGAAUCUAAGCUUGAAAUGGAGAGUCUGGUUGGCAUUUGACUGUAAAAAUAGUGUGCAUUAGAGUGGUUUUUCUCUGUUUCUGAAAUGGAUGAUCCCAAACUUGUUCACUGCAAGGAAAGACAAUAUCCCUAGAUAUUCUCUCUCAAUCUCUUGCUAGAUCUAUGUCUAUUGCAGCAAAAACACCUAGGAUUGUUUUGACAUCUGAAUGGUUAACCAUUUUAUGUGAUAUAAACCUUUUUAACCACAGCCCACUUAAUCAAUACUUUAAGUGGAGUGUUUUUUUGAAAGAUCCUUGAACAAAUGCUUGGGCAGGUGGAGGAAAUUACGUUGCAGCUGCAACAUAACUGGGGAAAGGUUCGUUCAUUCUGUGUCAUAACAACAGCUGGUUGUAAACUGGUUUUUAAUUGCAUACAUUGUUACAUGGAAUAUA